Molecule: messenger RNA, 1433 nt
Organism: Paramecium sonneborni
Lineage: Eukaryota; Ciliophora; Oligohymenophorea; Peniculida; Parameciidae
Source: the annotation of a GenBank genome assembly
ACAAGUUGGAUUCAAUAAUUAUUUUGUGCCUGUAUCAGAGAAGAACCUCUAAAAUAAGAUUAAAAAUUGAACAGACUUUCUACUCAAAUGGAAAUUCCCAAAUCUAAACCUAUAACACUUAUCUCCAUUCAAAAUCAAACAGAAGGCUGGCUUAAUAAAACCACUACUCAAGAAAUAGAUUAUUUUGAUCAAAUCUAACAUGAUAACGAUUCAGAUGAAGGACAAAAAAUUUAUAAUAGAUAACUCUCUUAUCUGGAAAAAAAUUAGCUUAUGUAGAAAACUAGUUUUUCAGACGUAAUCAAAUUUUUCUCUAUCUCAGGAAUUUAAUUCCAAUAAUAUAGAAAUGAAGUUAUUGCAUCGUUGUGGAGGCUUGUUAGCUAGGCAAAGCAAUGUUUUAAUAGAAAUGCAAUCCUAUCAAUGGAUUAUGAAAAUCUUUUAAGAUGUUUAUUUGACCAUCUAAGACAGGCAAUUUGAAUCCAAAUUUAAAGCUUCAAUGCUCAACCCUUCUAUUGUUGAUUUAAUCAAUAAUAGAAUUAAAUCCAAUUCUAUUUUAUUAGCUCAUGAUCCCACUGGUUCAAUUUUACUUAAGUUAGCUAGCCAUAAUCGCACUAUCUACUACUUAUAAACUGAUAAAACUUAUAUUGACUUAAUAGAUAGAGGAAUCUGUAAGAUGAAUGUAAAUGUUUCAAAAGUUUUAAAAAUGGAUCUAGAAAAUAAAAUCGAUAUAGUUGUUGUAAAUCUUUAUUUUAUUGAUUCUAAACAUAACCUUAGAAAUAUUAUGCAUGAAUAUCUUUAAUAUGCUCAUGAUAUGAUCAUCAUUAUGCACCCUAAGAUUGAAAAUUCUCUUAUUUACUCCUAAGUAGAAUAGGCAAUUUCAUUAUCAGAAUAGUCUAAAUAAACUUGUAGCAUAGAAUUAUAAAAUCUUGUUGAAAACAAUAAUUGUAUAGCUAAAAUUCUUUAUUUUGGUGGCGUUAGUGAAGUAUAUUAUUUAAAAAAUAUUUUAGAUUACAUUGAAUGAUGAACUUAAUUUUGUUUAUUCUUGUUUAGAUUCAUCAGUAAAGAGAUAGUACAAUUAUAAAUUGAUGUUUAAAGACCUUAGAAACUAAAUAGGAAUGACAAAAUUAAUAAAAUAACUUAAUGAAUUUUAAAUUAUAGCAGGGAUUGGAUAAUUUAUAGAGUUUUCAAGUUAACUUAAUGGAUCUUUGGAUAAAUAUCGACUAAUUAAUAGUUAGUCUCAAGAUUUUGAAGAUAAAGAUGAUGAUGAGAAACAGAAAUUAAUUGAAAAUAUGUCAUCAUCCACUGAAUCAGAACCUGAAGAAAAUCAAAAUUAAGAAAGACUUGACUUUAGAAGUGAAACUUUAAAUUAAUCAUCAAACUCAUUUUAUCAACCUAAUAUUGUACGUCAUGCAAAUUCAUAACGAUUUGAUUUAUGA